GUUCAACCCAUUAAUUAUCUUUAUUUUUAGAGUGAAAUUUACCAGAAAUUGGGCGUUGAAGAAUGAAAAGCGCGCUCUACGGUUUUCAAGACUUGAAACACAUAUUUUACCCAUCUAAUGAGUAGUGAAGUCCCCAAUUACUUCUUAAAAUUCACUCUAACUGGUCACACAAAAGCAGUCUCAUCAGUAAAAUUUAGUGAAAAUGGUCAGUGGUUGGCAAGUUCAUCAGCUGAUAAACUAAUCAAAGUAUGGAAUGCUUAUGACGGGAAAUUUGAAAAAUCUAUCAGCGGUCAUAAACUGGGAAUCUCAGAUGUUUCAUGGUCUUACGACUCAAGAUUUCUGUGUAGUUCCUCCGAUGACAAAACUUUAAAACUGUGGGAUCUCGUCUCUGGCAAGUGCCUGAAAACUCUUAAAGGUCACAGCAACUAUGUUUUUUGCUGCAAUUUUAAUCCACAGUCAAACCUGAUCGUUUCCGGCUCGUUUGAUGAAAGUGUCAAGUUAUGGGAUGUGAAAACAGGCCGGUGUAUCCGCACGCUUCCUGCCCACUCUGAUCCUGUUACAGCUGUUAAUUUCAAUCGUGAUGGUUCACUUAUUGCUUCCAGCAGUUAUGAUGGACUAUGUCGGAUCUGGGAUACCGGUUCUGGUCAGUGUUUAAAAACAUUAAUAGAUGAUGAUAACCCUCCUGUUUCAUUUGUUAAAUUCUCGCCUAAUGGCAAAUAUAUUCUAGCUGCUACACUCGAUAGUUGUCUCAAAUUAUGGGAUUACACUAAGGGUAGAUGCUUGAAAAUUUAUGGAGGGCACAAAAAUGAGAAGUAUUGUAUAUUUGCAAAUUUUUCAGUUACCGGAGGCAAAUGGAUUGUCUCGGGGUCUGAAGACAACUGUAUUUAUUUAUGGAAUUUGCAAACAAAGGAAAUUGUACAAAAACUUUCUGGUCAUAAUGAUGUUGUUUUGUGUACUGCUUGUCAUCCUCAAAUGAACAUGAUUGCUUCAGGAUCGUUAGAGGGCGAUAAAACAAUUAAAAUUUGGACUAGUGAUAAGUGAUUGCUUCUGGCUUAUUGUACUUCUGGAUCCUUGUAUACUAUUAUCUCCAAUGCUCUUUGACUGUAUAUGUUGUAUCAUCUGUUUUUCAUAUCAUAGGUUAUUCAUAUGAACCACAAGUUUAUCGAUUCAUCCUGCGUAAAUUAUUUAUUAUUGACAUUUUUUGUUGCAAAAAGGAACAAUCUAUGUCUUAUUGUAAAUUAUCCAGCUAAGAUUGUUCGUCUGAGUGUUUCUUUAUCGAUCCUUGUGAAGUGAACUUAUUAUGAAUCCACGCCUUAUUAGUAAAAUACAGAUACGGUUAAUAAUUAAUGGAUGGUAGAUCGAUGUAGUCAAUUAAAAAAACUGCUCACAAAAUCACAUUUAAAAGCUUAACUGAUUAGUCUACUAGGAGGGAAACUAAACGAUUAUCAAUGUAAAAUAUACUUUUUG
This is a messenger RNA of Schistosoma intercalatum, 1467 nucleotides long. The record is from the annotation of a GenBank genome assembly. NCBI's taxonomy places the organism in Eukaryota, Metazoa, Platyhelminthes, Trematoda, Strigeidida, Schistosomatidae.